CUCGCAAAUCCCUGCCACUCACUUUCCCCCCCAGUGGACUGCGUCGUGAGGAUCCAGUGUGUUCUGCACUGAACCUGCAGUGGUAAAACGUCUGGCUGUUUCCCUUUCCCUGGCCCCAAGUCGCUGGAGAGGAUGGGUGUGGACGAUGAGGUUGACUUUGUGGAGGGCGAGAUGGAGGUGGACGAGGCCGCGGCCGAGGGGGGGCAGCAGGAGGAGGAAGAGGAGGAGAUACCCGAACUCACCGAGGAAGAUAUCAUCGACCGGUCAGUCAGCCAGCCGCGUGCAGGAGACGGGGGAACACACAGACAGACACAGCGGGCGGGUGGAGGGAGAAACGUAUGUGUUCAUUGGGUCAUUUGUCUCCCCUUUUGUCUGUCUGUCUUUGUCUGCUUGUCAGGCUGAAUGUGGAGGAUUUGCUUGAGGAGGGCAUGGAGGGGGUGGGGGAGUUCUUUGUCAACUCGUCCAACUUCGUCCGCAUGGGCUUGGUGCCUGCGGAUGAGCCCGAGAGCGAGCCGCUGGCCUUCAAGUACUUCACCAAGCAGGAGGCCAUGCAGGAGGUCCAAAGAGUGGGAUUCAACUCAGACUGGCACGAACACUCGGACGUCCUCAAGGUGGGUCACCGGUAUGAGCCACAGGCGGACAGAAAGAGCAGCCCUUUGGUGUCAUCAGAAAUGGUCGUUGGAGCACCUGCUGCUGAUACGUGACCCCAACCGCAUCUACGGGCAAAACUACGCCUGGCCACACACACCCAAAGCGUUUCAAAUGCUCAAACAAGUAUCAACCAGAGAGGGGUUGCCGUCAAUCUGCGCCACAAAGCCUGGUCUCUCUCCUUCGGUCAGCGGAUAGACGAGUUGAAGCAGAAGGUGGUGGACGACUACUAUGCGCAGAUGAAGGGCGGCCGGGCUGGGGAGGGGGAGGAAGAGGCAGAGGGCGCCGAAGCCGUCGAUGAAGAUGCCCACAUCGUGGUCAAGGACGAGCCCAUCGCUCCCCAGCCAUGGCAAUCCGACACGGCAGAGGAGACGGCUCGUGAGGUGGCUCUGCUGCAUCUGCCGGGGGAGGAGGGUGUGGAUGGUGGCAAAGUGAGCCGGCGUCGGUAUAAGGUGGUCAUCAGCAGGAAGAGACAGCACUUCGGUGCUCAGAUGCGGUUCAACGACUCUGCUGAGAACAUCCACUCGUGCAGGCCGCAGAAGGACCCCAACUACGCCCUUCAUCGGAAGGAGCUCCACCUGGGCAUACAGGCGGUGCCCACCUACUGCCAGCAGAACACACAGACACCCUGGUUCAGACCUGUCAACUCCAGCUCACAAUACAACUCCGAUGACUUCCUAGUACACUGCACAUAUCAUCCAUCAGCAAUCCAAUCCGCUGUCCCGCCCACAAGACCCACAGACACGUAUGCCCCCUCUGUUUAUUGGUGCGUGCAGAAUCAGGAUUUAUACAGCGAGAAGGAGCUUGAGAGACUCAAUGAGUUCCUGUCGAGGGUGGCUUGGGGGUGAGUGAGUGACUAAGGGGCAGACAGGAAGGAAACAAACGGUCGCGUUGGCGCCUCGUUUGGCCUUGUGUCAGUGUGGAGGAGGCUCUGCAGCAGAAUGAGACAUUCGACAUAUACCAAGACGAAUUUGCUAACCUAGGUCGGCAGACACACCGAGCCCAUCCGUCGAUAUGUACAUACGUCUCUCUCACUCUUUCCUGUGGUGUGGUGUGCUCAGGUGAUGAUGAUUUGGGUGUUGGUGCUCGCAGUUCAGCGAGCAUUCGCGAGGUGCGCAACUUCCACGAUUUGACCUACUCGAAGUCAAAGCUGCUGGCGUCCAUCGACUGGCUUCCGGGGUGGGCGGGCACGCGGCUUGUGUGGAUUGCCGGGAGAGACAUGCAUUCUCUCUCUCUCUCUCUGUGUGUGUGUGUGUGUGUGUGUGUGCAGGUCGACGACUAUCGUGGCUGUGUCAUGCAUCGAGAAUAUGACGUUUGACGAGCAGGCUGAGCUGUCGGGCAAGGUAUAUAAGGCCAGGAGCAUGCCCCUCUGCUCAUGUGUGGAUGAAUGGUGUGUGCCAGGGUAACACGGCUGUGGUGCUAGUAUGGUCAUUUCACGACUUCAUCAUCCCCCAAGCCGUCCUCGUCUCACUAUCGGUCCGCACACACACAUACAGACACGAGUGUGUAGCUCCCUGGAUGUGUGGGUGUGUGCAAAAUGCAGGAUGUGAGUGUGAUUCGUUUCAACCCCCAGACGCCAAACCUCCUCAUUGGCGGAUGCAACUCGGGACAGGUGCACACCUGCACACGCGACAUAUGGUGCACAAGUCUGUAUGGAUGGUAUCUCCUUGCGUAUGUGUGGGUGUCGUGUGUGCAGCUGGUGAUGUGGCGCAUCGACAGUUCGCUCAUCGGCGGUGCGGGUGGCCAAAACGUCUCAAGACAAAACACCAUUGAGGACGACAGAUGUACGUAUGCGUGGAUGCGAGCAAUGGAGGAGGAAACUCACAGGAAAGGCGGCCUGUCUGUCUGUCUGUCUGUCUGUCCGUUCUCUAUUCAGCUGGCGGCAUUCCCCAUGUGCAUCAGCUGAUCGCCUCCUCGAUUGACGAAUCGCACAAGAAAACCGUCACCGGCAUACAGUCAGUCAACACACCACACACAGCAAAUCCAUUCAUCCAUCCAUCCAUCCAUCUCUCUGCGCCUGGCUGACUGAUGGUCCCCUGUUUUGUCUGUGCACACACACAGGUGGGUGCCUGAGGGCAUCGAAUUUGAGAAAAGGGGCCGAGUAAGCACACAUGACACACACGGCCACCACCGGAGGAUGGCGUGGUGCAUCCCUGAUAAUGAUGUUGUGUCGUGUAGAUGUCUUACAAGAAGGAGUCUGUCGGCCUCAAGUACGUGAUAUCCAUCGCAGGCGACGGCCAGCUGCUCAUCUGGGACCUCAACCAGGCCCUGCAAAAUGUCAGCAGUGCACAGAGAUGACCCUCUCCAUUGACACCACACGCACGGCUCUGUGUGUGCCAUCACAUCAGUACAGCGAGCCGGAUUUCGUGUGGAGGCCAAUUUUUCAUGUGCAGCUGCAGAGACAAGACUCGGGUACACUACACGCACGUUGCUGGCUGGAUGGAUGGAUGGAUUGUCCAUCCAAUCCACCUAUUGGUUGGUUUAGGUACCGAGAUGGGCUGCUGUGACCUGCUGCUGCCCCACUGCGACCCGGCCGACUUCUCGUGCUACUUCAUCAGUGCGACGGUACACACACACACACACGCAGAGCUCAGGGUGAGAGACAUGGUCUGCAGAUGCGUCUCGUCCCUGUGUGAAUGCAUUAAUGCGUGUGUAGGAGGAGGGCGAGCUCAUAUACGGCGACUGGGGGGCCAAGGGAGAGGAGGACAGAAAACCCGAAUACGUCAAAAAACUCCUCAAGGCAACAAAGAGCACACGAGAGAUACACACACACACAACUCAAGCGCCAGACGGCCUUACCUUGUUCACCUACUGUCGACCAUCCAUCCAUCCAUCAGGCGUCCAAGUCGUUUCGCCCUACGGUUGCGCUGGAGCGGUCCCCCUUCUUCCCCUCUGUGAUGCUGACGGUGACCGACUGGGCAUUCUACCUCUGGCGGGAGGGGACAUCACACCCAAUAUUCACCUCGCAAAGGCAGGGCCCCACCCACAGCACUGCACAUGAGACGAGACACACACUCGGCGACAUAUGCGUCUCUCUCUCUCUCUGUGUGUGCAGUUCUCCAUCUCAUUUUGCGACUGGCGUGUGGAGCACCUCCCGGCCCGGCGUGUUGUAUUUGGGCCGGAUGGACGGCAUUUUGGAGAUAUGGGACUUCUGCGACCAGUCGCACAAGCCCUCACUCACGCACACAGUCACCUCCGUCGCCAUCACGUCACUCGCCUUCCAAAAGACCUCCAAGAAGCCAGACGCACUCGCACAGCUGGUGGCUUCAGUCGGCAGAAUCAUUGCCUGCCUGCCUGGACGGACGGAUGUGUGUAUGUGUGUGUGUGUGGGUGCAUUGCAGGCGGUGGGUGACGAGAACGGCAACCUGCACAUCCUUGCCCUGCCCAAGAACCUCACCAAACAGGUCAGUCAGUCAGCCUGCCUGCCUGCCUGCCUUCCAGGGAGACGCACAGACACAAAUUAUAUAUGUCAUGUUUGCGGGUCGGUGUGCGUGCAGGCUGGCAACGAGAUGCGUACGAUGUCGGAUUUCUUUGCCCGUGAGGACUCGCGCGUCGAGUACUGCCAGGCCAAACUCACCGACCUCAGACAGGUCGAAACACACCACACACACCCACACCCACACGAGACACCCCUCCCUCUGUGUGUGUGUGUGUAGAUGGCUGAGGAGUUGGAAAAGAAGAAACAGAUGGACGGAGAACUCAUGGAAAUCACAGAAAUCGUAAGCAGCAUGCGUGUGUCACGCUGUGCCAUGCUGUUCGUGCGCCUGUGUGCAUGUCAUGUUGUCUGUCAUGUGUGUCCUCAGCGGGACGAUGAGGACAAGUUGCUGGAGAGGGCGGAGGCGGAGUACAGGGCGCUUGAGAAACAAUUCAAGGAGGCACUCGGGCUCUCUGACGAACCGCCCAACGGGGGCACACAGUAGACACACACACGCAGGCAGGCAGACAGGCUCACGGCCAUGCCAUGGACGGGCUGGUUGUUUGAAUCAAUCCAUCGAUGUGAUGUCUGUGUGUAUGGUUGCAUGAUCGAUUUGACAGACAGACGUGUAGCUGGGCUGGUACAUGUCUGUCUGUCUCUGCGUGAUUGAGCGCUUGACGUGACGACUAAUCAGUUACCUUCCCCGCCCACUCAUUGGUGUCCCCAGCUUUUUGUGUGUGUGUCAAACCAUGCACAUGAUGCAAAGAUGACCAAUCAAAGCGUUCCCAGCC
Molecule: messenger RNA, 4854 nt
Organism: Vitrella brassicaformis
Lineage: Eukaryota; Vitrellaceae
Source: the annotation of a GenBank genome assembly